AAAAACCAUUUGCAAAUAUUUUCAGGCCGUCGGAAACUGAGAAGGAGAACCUAAGUGAUUUAUUGUGAUUUCCAGCUUUCAAUUUUGUGAUUCGAGAUGGGGCGAAAACGCGUCGACUUUUUCCGCGAAACAGUAGGUGAAUUGUUGCCGGAUUUGCGGAAAAGUUUGGCUUAUUGGAAAGCUCAAGCUUUUGCCUUGAGGGCAGAAAACGAGCGUCUUCAAGCCGCUUUACACGCCGUUAUUUCUGGAGUACCUUUUGAAAAUGUCUACGAAGCGAAAUUCGCUCCCAUUUCUGCUUUUGACUCGGACGAAAUUCCGGAUGACGUCAAUGAAGAAGAAGAUGAGGAACCAGAAAAUAUUCUGUUUAACAAAGAUGAUCUCUCAGCAAUCGAGGAAGAUCGUGAAGAAACAUUAAAUUCAAAUUUCGUUGAAGUUUCGGAAGAUCAAAAUCCCUCUUUUGUCGAUAAAAUGUCGGCUGCCAGAGCAACGAUCGAAAAUGGAGGCAUAGAUGAGGAAUUUUUGAAAUUUAUUCGAAUUACGAGGGAACACCAGAAAAGAGUUGAGCGGGAGAAAAACGAAUGCGAAAUCGUUCUUGAGGAAGAAAUUUUCGAUGAAUUGGAAAACCUGACUAUCGCCGAAGAACCGGAACCGCUUGAAGAAACAAUUCCGGGCGAAAACGGAUGUUCAUUACUUGGAAACCCGGAACAACGUCAAUUUAAUAUUGGUAGUGUGCUGAAUGGCGAAGUUAUUGGUGAAAUAAAGGUCAAUGCAGAUUCUUGAAAUUUCGCGAAAUGCUGCGAUUCAUUUUUUUUUUGCGUCUGAAACGGCAUUUUGCAGCCUUUUUUGUGGGUGCUUUACAUUCGCAACGCCCAGAGAAUCUCAACUUUCUUGGCCCGAAAAUUUAUUUUACGAUUAAUUGGUGCCUCGGUUAAUGGACUUGAUAUUCCAAAAGGGGUGUCCGCAAAUUUUAAGGAAUGCGUGAUGUAAACCUGCAUGAAAUAGCUGAUCGUCGUCGUAAUUUUCACAUCCUCAGAAAAUCCCUUGCGUGAGUACACUUAUGCGAAGUGAUGUGAUAUGACGAAUCCGUAGGAGAUUGCCUUCAAGAUUUAAUCAACGAAGUUGUACGGAAAAUAAAGCACGAAAAAGUAGCUGAACGCUCGGAAAAAUGCUCAACUGCAACAAGAAGUGUGUUUGUAUUUCUUAAUUUUAUGUGUGGAGACGCAUUGACGAACAGGAAUCACCGGAUCAGGUUUUCCAAUGCUAGGAAUAGACAUAACUGGUUUCCAGUCUAGAAUGAGAAAAACGGAGAUGAACCAUCAUUAUUUCAAGAAAAAGUCAACAGUUGAUCAUUAUCUCUAUCACCGUAUUUACGAAUUCGCCGUUUUCCUUGAAAAUACAGAAUAUGCUCAUUUCCUCUUUGAUUAUUUGGUGCGAAGUCAAUGAUUUUCAAUAUUAUUAAUUAUGUUGUAAUUUCUUCGCGCAAGUAGAUAAUUCCGGCGUUUUCCACGUCGGUGUCUUUUUUUGCCGGGUGUGCGAAGAAGCAGGUGUCGACGAGGCUGUGAUUAAAAGUGUUUACAAUGGA
This is a messenger RNA of Notodromas monacha, 1582 nucleotides long. The record is from the annotation of a GenBank genome assembly. Lineage: Eukaryota; Metazoa; Arthropoda; Ostracoda; Podocopida; Cyprididae.